AUUUGAUUUUUUCAACCCCACUCAUAUUUUCAACGAUCUCCUUCUUCCACAUCGCACACCCAUCCCUCUCUGUCUCUCUGCUCGAUUCCUGAUCUCUAGGUUUUGGGUUUUUGUAGACAAAGAGGGAAAAGCGAGAUUGAGAUUGGGAUUCUAUGGCGGUUUCGAGUGCCUUCGUUGGUUGCCCAAAGCUCGAAACUUUAUUAAAUCACCAUAAUCUGUCUUCCUCUUCUUCGUCUUCUCCUUCGCAGACGCCAUUGGGUCUCAAUUGUGUUCGUUCUUCUCCGAGGAACAAUAGAACCAGGCGUGGUCUGAUCCAAAGAGCACGUUGCGAGCUUUCUGCGUCUGAUUCUGCGCCCAAUGCAGCAAGCAUCUCUGCUCUCGAACAACUCAAGAACUCUGCAGCUGAUAGAUAUACAAAGGAAAGAAGCAGCAUUGUGGUGAUUGGACUUAGCAUUCACACAGCUCCUGUUGAGAUGCGUGAGAAGCUUGCUAUUCCAGAAGCUGAGUGGCCACGAGCUAUUGGAGAAUUGUGCGGUUUGAAUCAUAUCGAAGAAGCUGCUGUACUCAGUACCUGUAACCGUAUGGAGAUAUAUGUUUUGGCUCUCUCUCAGCACCGUGGCGUUAAAGAAGUGACUGAAUGGAUGUCAAAGACGAGUGGGAUACCAGUAUCAGAGAUUUGUCAGCACCGUUUUCUGCUGUACAACAAGGACGCUACGCAGCAUAUAUUCGAAGUCUCAGCUGGUCUCGACUCUCUUGUCCUAGGAGAAGGUCAGAUCCUUGCGCAGGUGAAACAAGUCGUAAAAGUUGGUCAAGGAGUGAAUGGAUUCGGGAGGAAUAUCAGCGGGCUAUUUAAACACGCGAUAACCGUUGGGAAGCGUGUCAGAACAGAGACAAACAUCGCAGCUGGGGCUGUUUCGGUCAGCUCAGCCGCUGUCGAGCUUGCUCUGAUGAAGCUUCCGGAAUCUUCACACACAUCAGCUAGGAUGUUGAUCAUCGGCGCAGGGAAAAUGGGAAAGCUUGUGAUAAAGCAUUUGGUAGCCAAGGGUUGCACAAGAAUGGUGGUGGUCAACAGAAGUGAAGAGAGAGUUAUAGCUAUCCGUGAGGAGAUGCCGGGUGCUGAGAUUGUAUAUCGACCUCUUGAUGAGAUGCUAGCUUCUGCUGCAGAAGCGGAUGUAGUUUUCACCAGCACAGCCUCUGAGACGCCAUUGUUCUUCAAGGAGCAUGCAGAGAAUCUCCCUCCAGCUUGUCCAGAGAUUGGAGGAGUGAGGCUUUUUGUUGACAUCUCUGUCCCGAGAAAUGUCGGGUCUUGUCUCAAUGAAGUAGAAACCGCACGGGUUUACAAUGUGGACGACCUCAAGGAAGUAGUUGCUGCCAAUAAAGAAGACAGGUUGAGGAAAGCAAUGGAAGCUCAGACCAUAAUCGCAGAAGAAUCCAACCAGUUUGAAGCAUGGAGGGAUUCACUGGAGACGGUUCCUACGAUCAAGAAACUAAGAGCUUAUGCAGAGAGAAUCAGAAUGGCAGAGCUUGAGAAGUGCUUGUCCAAAAUGGGAGAUGACCUCAACAAGAAAACGACGAGAGCUGUUGAUGACUUAAGCCGAGGUAUUGUGAACAGAUUCUUGCACGGUCCAAUGCAGCAUUUGAGGUGUGACGGGAGUGACAGUAGAACGCUGAGCGAGACCCUUGAGAAUAUGCAUGCGUUGAACAGAAUGUACGGUCUCGAGAAGGACAUUUUGGAGGAGAAGCUCAAGGCGAUGACGGGACAACAAAAGUAAAAUGGUAAGAAGAAGAUGUUCAUUCUCUUUUGACAGAUAAGAUUACAUCGAACUAGCUUCCCCGCAAAACCCGAGUAAAUUGCAUAGAUCCUCAAAGUUGGGAUCUAUAUGAUUCAUUUAAUUUGUGUACAAGAGACGGUUUCUUUGGCUAACAUUUCUUAUCGUCUUAAGUGUAAGUGUUGUGAAGCUAAGCGAGCUUUGUUGCAUGUUUUUUGCUUCAUAGACUCAAGAGUGUAACGGUAUUGAUCUAAGUACCGUUACACAUUUGUAUAAUGUAUAAAGUAUAAACUUUGGUUCAUGCGGCAUAGAGAAAUGUUUUUUUUCGUCUU
Messenger RNA from Eutrema salsugineum, 2101 nucleotides. Its product is annotated as glutamyl-tRNA reductase 1, chloroplastic. Gene Ontology annotation, biological process: tetrapyrrole biosynthetic process. The transcript has 3 exons. Gene Ontology annotation, molecular function: glutamyl-tRNA reductase (NADP+) activity; NADP binding. Lineage: Eukaryota; Viridiplantae; Streptophyta; Magnoliopsida; Brassicales; Brassicaceae. The coding region runs from base 153 to 1772 and encodes 539 amino acids. The record is from RefSeq and is a predicted model, not a curated record.